AAAGAGGUUUGGUCUCUUCUCCUAAAAUAUUUUCCCCUUUCUUGUUCCUAAACGUUUCCUAAUUUGAUUCCUCCAUCCGGACACGCUAAAUCCUUUUCUUUCUGGGUUUCUCAAUUUCAUUUUCUUUCUCAAUUUUCCAUUAAAAAAACACAAAAUUUCUGCUUCCUUAACGAUUCAGCUUAACUACUCACAGUUCGAUCGCUGAUUCUUUCCUCAGGGUUUUUCAAAAAUUCAAUUUCUUUGCUUUGAUCAAAGCUUUAAUCUUCACAAAAAUCAGAAAAUUGGAAGCAAUCUCAGGCGUAUAGAUAUUGAAUUGGACAAGGGUAACGAGUUAUGAGGAAAAACGGCGACGUUUCUCCGAAGCCGACAACUUCCGACGGAGGAGUUGUGUCUCGAUCAGCUCGGACCUCGUUCCGUGCUCUGUUUCGUGUCAUUUCCUCUGGCGCCUCCACCGUCGCUCGCUCCGCCGCAUCCGCCGCUUCUUCCGCCGUUAACCGUGACGUUGAAUCUCUUCACGAUCAGGUACUAUGGGCGGGUUUUGAUAAGCUGGAGAAAGAAGACGGCGACACACGGAGAGUUCUCUUACUUGCGUUUCACUCCGGUUUCCAAAUUUGGGAUGUUGAAGAAACGGAUAACGUUCAUGUUAUUGUCUCUUCCCACGAUGGACAAGCGUCAUUCAUGCAAAUGCUACCAAACCCUAUAACAUCGGAGGAGUUUGACGAUAGGUUCUCCGAGAGCCGUCCGCUUUUGGCUGUCUGUGGUGACAGUUCUUGGGAAGAGCAGAGCGUUUCCGACAGCCCUGGAAGCGAAGCCGUAGUGGUUCCUACGAACGUGCAUGUGUACUCGUUAAAGUCUCAGUCUUAUGUCCAUACGUUGAGGUUCCGGUCUGUUAUCUAUACCGUUAGGUGUAGUUCUCGGAUUGUUGCUGUCCUACAAGCAUCUCAGAUACAUUGUUUUGACGCUAAGACAUUGGUGAAGGAGUACAUGAUUGUCACUAACUCAAUAGCCUAUGGCUCCUUGGGUGUUGGAUACGGUCCUCUCGCCGUUGGUCCACGGUGGAUUGCUUAUAGCGGAAGCCGUGUCGCUGACUCAACUUCCACGCUUUUCAAUCCGGAACUCAUCACACUGUCAUCGUCACCGAGUGUUGCGCAGUUUGCAAGAGAAUCUAGCAGGCAGAUCGCUUCUGGGAUCGUGACUCUUGGUGACAAAGGGUACAAGUCGUUCUCUAGGUACUGCUCGGAGGUUCUGCCUAAUCCGUAUAUUCCUGGUUUGAAAGGCAUUGGUGUUGCUAAUGACAAUGUGGUAGACGCAGAUAGCGUAGGAAUGGUUAUAAUCAAAGAUAUUAUAAGCAAAAGCGUUAUAACGCAGUUUAAGGCACACAAGAGUCCUAUUUCAGCUUUGAGCUUUGAUCCAAGCGGCAUGCUUUUGGUGACUGCUUCCAUUCAGGGACACAAUAUUAAUGUCUUCAGGAUAAUGCCGAGAGCCUCUACAAGUGCAAGUAGUGAUGCGUCUUUUGUGCAUCUGUUCAGACUCCAGCGUGGAUUUACUAAUGCGGUGAUUCAAGACAUCAGUUUCAGCAAUGACAGCAGUUUGAUAGCCAUUAGCUCUUCAAGAGGGACAAGUCAUCUGUUUGAGAUUAAUCCCGACGGAGAAGUAAACGCUCCUAUUCCUCUAUCAGCGGUUAAUAGGAUAAGAAGUGGAAACAUCAGCGGAUGGAUGGGAACAAUGAGCGGUGCUGCAGCUGCAGCAGCUGGAAUGGUUGGAGGCUCUCUUCCUGGUGCAACCGCAUCAGCUUUCUGUUACUCCGUUGAACAGAAUAAGAACAACCUCCUCUAUGGCUCUUCUCCUGCUUCUGAUAAUAGCUUAAAGAGGAAUCUUCUGGUGUUUGCUCCUUCUGGAUGUAUGACUCAGUAUGCGUUAAAGGCAAAUCAGGUUGGGGAUGGUGGUCAUGAGAUGGCAGGGUUUGAUUUUGAGUCUGGUUCAGAGACUGAAGGGAAAGUGGCGGUUGAGCCAAUAAGAAGGUGGUCCAUGAUCCAGAACCAAUCUAGAAGAGAGAUGCAAGAUCAACACAGUGAUGUAUAUGGAGGUGGGGCAAGUUCGGAUUCUAAGAGUAAAGUGUUUCCGGAGAUCGUUAGGAAGCAGAGUGCUGAUGAGUCUUGGAAAGUUACUAAGAGAGGAAAGGCUCGUGUGGAGGAUAAGCAUCAGAUGUACAUGUCUGAAGCAGAACUGCAAAUGUAUGAGCCAACUCAGUUACCAUUAUGGGGAAGGAGAAAUUUUAGGUUUAAAGAGUGGGUGUUGGAUGUGGAUGAAGAGAGUAAUGGCGGUGGAGGAGGGGAGAUGGAGAUUGAAGGAAUCCAAACAAGAACGGUUGAAGCAAGGACAAGAGGUUUGGUUCCAGUGUGGGGUUAUCUCCAGUCUUCAAAACCCCAACAAGUGAUGAGAGAAUCAUUCCAGAGUUCAAGGAACACUACACAAGGUGAUCAGGUGACUCCUCUAGAGGGUCAUGGAACAGAGACCGAGUUCGGAGUUGUACAUGGCAAGGAAGAGAACUUGAGAUCAGAAGAAGAGAGCGUGAGGUCUGAAGAAGGGAGCUCGAUAUCAGAAGAAGAGACCUAAAGCACGCCUGGAGAUAAUGAAGGUAUUGCAAAGGAGUUGGAAUAGAAGGUGAUGUUGUUAUUCGUUUAUUUAUUUCACCACAAAUUCAGCUUCAAGUUCAACAUACAGAUUUUAGCAAAAAAAAAAAGUUCAACAUACAGAAAGACCAAACAUAACUGUGGAAAAAUUGUAUAGAAAAAGGAAAAGAAAAAAAAAUUGACAUAUUGUUUAGAUGUAAAUAGGAAUAUACUUUUCUUUUUGUUA
Brassica oleracea var. oleracea is the source of this 2859-nucleotide messenger RNA. RefSeq names its product autophagy-related protein 18f-like. Gene Ontology annotation, molecular function: protein binding. Bases 334 to 2616 code for a protein of 760 amino acids. The transcript is spliced from 7 exons. Gene Ontology annotation, cellular component: cytoplasm. The record is from RefSeq and is a predicted model, not a curated record. NCBI's taxonomy places the organism in Eukaryota, Viridiplantae, Streptophyta, Magnoliopsida, Brassicales, Brassicaceae. Gene Ontology annotation, biological process: response to starvation; autophagy.